Kwoniella botswanensis is the source of this 1884-nucleotide messenger RNA. RefSeq lists its product as uncharacterized. Bases 1 to 1884 code for a protein of 627 amino acids. Gene Ontology annotation, molecular function: monoatomic ion channel activity. The transcript has 21 exons. Gene Ontology annotation, biological process: monoatomic ion transport; transmembrane transport. Gene Ontology annotation, cellular component: membrane. The record is from RefSeq and is a predicted model, not a curated record. NCBI's taxonomy places the organism in Eukaryota, Fungi, Basidiomycota, Tremellomycetes, Tremellales, Cryptococcaceae.
AUGGGUGAUGCUCUUGCCGUCGAAGAUCAACGAUCAAUUCUCAGUGUCAGAUCGAUAGUACCAGAACCAGACUCAGUGACAAAGCUGGUCAAGCGAUGUCGAGCAUUGAUUCUCAAACUCUUACCCGUCGAAGUGGAACUUUCCCAAAUCUCAGAUGCUACAAGUAGUAUCAUCACGCCCGAAGUCAUCGAAGCAUUCGCAAAAGCAGGUGGUGAUUUCGGUGAAUCCGUUCCAUUCUGCCUGCUCAGAGCGAAAGCGACAUUCAUGAAAGAGGCAUAUGCGAAUCCAGCAGAUUACGAUGAGAAUCUCUGUCGAGCGACAGCAGCGGAAUGCCUAGCAAGGAGGAUCGUCCAUAACUUGCCUGUUGAUAGAUUGGAAUCAGUCAUGAGUACUAGAUAUAGGUACAAGGAAGGCGAUGGAGAUGAUUCUCCGCCUGUUAGUGCUUUGGAAACCGCUAUUGACCAACAUUGUACAAUCUUCCUCUCCUCAUCGGAAGCUCAACAUGUAGUCAACUCCUUAUGGAAGGGAGACUGGGUACAAAGGAAUAAUGAAAAUAUGGAUAUCGACUACGUCCCGUAUGAAAGGACCGAAUCGAAUAGUUUUUGGGAUCAUCUCAAUCCUGAGAGAUUGAGUGUACCGAGAUAUCAAAGUUUCUUCAGAAUCAUAAUUUGGUUCGUCUUCUUAUAUGUAUACUCUCAAAGUGUUCAAAGUCCACUCGAUACUCUCGAUCCAGCCAGGAACUGGGAUUGGGCAGAAGUAGUCUUAUAUGUCAUGGCUGUAUCUUUUUUACUCGAGGAGGUCGUCAAGAUGUUCAAAAUCAUUAGAAUUGCCAAUAAGCCUUUAGCAACGAUCGGCUUCUGGACCGUCGUCAAUUUCCUUACAGACGGCUUACUUCUCUCAGCGUUCGCAUUGAGAGUAGCGGGAUUGUCUUUAGAUAGCAGUAAAGACGAACAAGCUUCGUUGUUGCAUUUUAGAAGUUUCCAAGUGUUGGCUUGUGUAGCACCGUUGAUCUGGAUGAAGUUGUUAACCGUGUUCGAUGGCUAUAAGACUGUUGGGUCUUUACAAGUCGUCGUCACCCGAAUGCUUCGAGAAACAACAAUCUUCUUCAUCCUGCUCGGUAUCAUGGCCAUCGGAUUCGUCCAGUCUAUGUACGCUCUCGACGCAGCGGACGGCGAAACGGGAGGAGCAGCGAUCGUAGUAAACAAUCUGCUCCAAGCAUUACUGGGCUCACCCGAUUUCGACUCUCCCACUGAACGAUUUGGUUAUCCCUUCGGCCUGAUAAUCUUUUAUGGAUGGAACUUUGUAGCAACCAUCAUUCUCGUCAAUGUCCUCAUCGCCUUGUUCGGUUCGGCCUAUCAAGAUGUUACGGAUAAUGAGACGGAUGAGUAUCUGGUGUUCUUUGCCCAUAAAACUAUUGAUCUUAUUCGGGCACCUGAUUCCUAUGUCUAUAUCGCACCAUUCAAUCUCAUUGAGGCUGUAUUGAUCGCUCCUCUUGAAUGGAUUCUCCCUACUCAAUGGUACAUAAACUUAAAUCGAUACGUCAUGUCCACGCUGUUCUUCAUCCCCUUAACUAUAAUUGCAUUGUUCGAAUCUCAAGUAUCUCACUCGCGUUCUCAAAGGCUUCGAGCGUAUUUCUCCGGUCCACCACCUGAUGAUGAAGAUGAUCCGAAGAUUAACGAUCCGACAGUAGAAGAUGAUUCUCAAGGUGAGAUAAGUAAAGUAAAAUUUGAUGAAUUAGUUAAAAGUUUCCCAAAUACUGCUAUAACUGAAGGUGCAUUAGUACAAAGAGAAAUCAGUAGUUUGAAGAAACAGUUGGACAAUCUAGAAAAGUUGUUAGCGAAGAGUAAUGGAAACGGCAAUGGUACGCAGUCCAAGGCGCAAUAA